AUGAAAUUGAGUAUAAAACGUUCGGAAUGCGUGUUAUUAAAUUUCAGAAAGAUUCUGAACCAAAAGAAAGCAUCAGAAAAGAUAAGAAUGCAGCAAAAGAACAACUGGUUACAUGAUGCACCACACGAUCGUGUCACAUUCAGCUUAGCUCAUUAUCAUUCAUUCGAUGAUAUUAUCAACUAUCUGAACGCACUUGCUAUCACAUAUCCAGAUCGUGUACGUGUCAUGCCAAUUGGUAUUACGCAUGAGGGACGUCAGAUACCGCUAAUCCAAAUCGGGAAACCAUCUCGACGAAUGAAACCUGGAAUAUGGAUCGAUGGAGGAAUUCAUGCUCGUGAAUGGAUUUCACCAGCUGUCGUACUCUAUAUGAUCAAUCAAUUAGUCGAAAAGUAUGAUAAAGAUGCUGAAAUGCGAAAUUUGGUUGAUAGCAUCGAUUGGUUUAUAGCACCGUUGUUGAAUCCAGAUGGUUAUGAAUACAGCCGUAGUAGUACUCAUCCAGAUAUUCGAUUGUGGCGAAAGAAUCGUUCACCCCAAGUGUGCAUACAGACUCGACAAAGUAAUUUGUUCUUAUUGAUUGCUUUCGAAAUCAAUAUGUUUUCCUUUGUGGAAACUCGUUGCUGUCAAGGAGUGGAUUUGAAUCGCAAUUUUGAUUGGGAUUUUGGCGUUGAAGGAUCUUCAACAGAUCCUUGCUCUGAAAUCUAUCAGGGUGCAUAUGCAUUCAGUGAACCAGAAACACGUGCCGUACGUGAUUUUCUCACCUCACAUAAUGCACAAAUGCGAGCGUUUUUAACAUUCCAUAGUUAUUCACAAAUAUUGAUGUAUCCAUUUGGACAUCAGGUCAGAACAUAUACUAGUGAUGUGCGUGAUCUUAGAAAUACAGCUUUACACGCUGCUAAUGCACUCAGAUCCUUGUAUGGCACCAAAUACACAGUCGGCACAGGAGCAGACACACUUUAUCCAGCGUCAGGUGGCUCAGAGGAUUGGGCGAAGGGUCGUAUGCGAAUUAAAUAUUCAUAUUUGUUCGAGCUGCGACCGGAAGAUGAGGUAUGGGAUGGCUUUCUGCUGGCUGAAAAUCAGAGAACAAAUAAUCUGUUCCUAUUGAUACUAUUAUCAUCUUUAAUAUCAUUUGUUAAUACUUUUAAUGUAAAUCCUCAUAAUAAUAGCUAUGAAAAAUAUUCUGUUUUACGAUUACAAACCAACAAUGCUAAGCAAUUCGAAACUGUUCGAGAUCUUUUCAAAUUAUCAAGUCAACUACGGAUCAAUUUUUGGAAAGCAACAAGAAAUAUUUCGGGUAUAAGUGAUAUCAUGGUUCCAUCAAGUACUAUUGACAAAGUGUUAAGCAUACUCAAAAAUGGAAAUGUCAAUGUAACAACCACAAUUGACGAUGUUGAAAAACUGAUAACUGAUCGUGAAAAGAGACGAGAUAUGGAUACUAUUUACGGAAGGCGAUACAAAGACGAUGAACAAAAUAAUGCGUUGAAUUACGACUUUUAUACAUACGGUUCGUAUCCACAAAUGGUCACAUGGAUGCGUGCGUUAGCUAGACAAAAUCCCAAAAUCGUACAAUUCAUAUCGAUUGGUAAAUCGCAUGAAGGAAGAUCGAUUGAUGGACUUGAAAUCGGUGGUGGCAGUAAUAGAACGAAGCGUGUUUUUUGGAUAGACGGAGGUAUUCACGCACGUGAAUGGGCUGCUCCACACACAGCACUUUAUUUCAUUCAUCAAUUAGUGUCAAAGUAUGGUCAUGAUCCAACAAUUACAAAUUAUGUGAACACGUUAACUUGGGUCAUCGUACCAUGUCUCAAUCCUGAUGGUUAUGAAUUCACACGUUCUUCUACAAAUCCAAAUGUACGACUAUGGCGGAAGAAUCGUUCUCAGUCAACGUGUAGUCGUGAUCAAUGGGGUCGAAAUAGGUGUUGUCGAGGAGUGGAUCUCAACAGAAAUUUUGACUUUCAUUUCAAAGAAAGUGGCUCAAGUGACGAUCCUUGCUCGGAAAUUUACCAAGGAAAGGAAGCUUUUAGUGAACCUGAAACACGUGCUGUAAGAGAUGCAAUUUUAUCGAAUCGUUAUCGAGAUCGUAUUGAUGGCUUCAUAACACUGCAUACCUAUUCACAAAUAUGGAUUCAUCCAUACGGUCAUCGCAGAGACACAUAUCCUGGCGAUGUUCAAGAUCUCUAUGCUGUUGGUAAAAAAGCAACAAACGCACUCGGUAAGCUAUAUGGAACGAAGUACGUUGUUGGCAGUGGUGCUGAUACACUUUAUCCUGCAUCUGGUGGAUCUGAGGACUGGGCCAAGCAGACAGCAAACAUCAAAUACGUGUAUUUACUCGAACUAAGACCUGACGAAAGAAAUUGGGAUGGUUUCAUCUUAGAUGAGCAUCAGUUGAUUCCAACCGCAUCAGAAACUUGGGCUGGUGUUCGCGUCGUUGCAGAUGCCGUCAUUGAACGUAUCAACAAACGUACAUCGCGAUUAGCUGCCGGCAAUAAACAAUAUCGAUUUGGUGAUGGUACCACGGGUUCAUGUUAUGAUUUACGACAUGCAUGUAAACGUUGGAUACAACAAAAUGAAACACUUUGUCAUACAGUACCUAUUUUUAUGCGUGAACAAUGUGCGUAUUCUUGUGGUCAUUGCUGA
Molecule: messenger RNA, 2631 nt
Organism: Anisakis simplex (herring worm)
Lineage: Eukaryota; Metazoa; Nematoda; Chromadorea; Rhabditida; Anisakidae
Source: the annotation of a GenBank genome assembly